GCUCCCGCCCAGCUCUCAUUGAGAAAAGGGGAGCAGGAGCCAGACGAGGGGGAGGAGAAGCUCCCUGCAGAGCUGCCUCCGCGGAUCGGAGGAGCCUCCUGGAAUGGGCAUUGGACUGUUCUGACCUGGCGAUUCCCUCCGCCUCGGGAGCCCCAGGAGUUUGAAGACAGAAGGGAGAAGGGAGAAGCCUGCAGAGAGCAUCAAAGGAUGAGGGGUGCUAUAAAAGGAACAGGGGAGUUCUUUGAAAAGACUCUAUCAUGCACUGAAAUGCUUUCUGGAGAAGGUGCCAUUAUUUGCCUCCCCUUUUGCUCAGAUGAAAGGAGCCAGCAAGGACGGCCCUGAAGUGUCCCUGGGGGCCUUGGUCAUUGUUCUUCUUUCCCCUGGCGCACGGCUAUUUGCUGACCUUUCCAGAGGAAUCUCAGCCCCCCCCCACCCCAGUUCCAGCUGAGAAGACAGUUCUUAAUAAUAAUAAUAAUAAAAAAUCCUGCUGUUUGAAUGGGAGGUGCAGCUUUCUUGCUGCGGUGCUUUUUGCUGUGACAUUUUGGAAUGUCUGCAGAAACUUGGAAAAAGAAAAACAAAACAAAACAAAAUCUUGAAAACUGCCUGGAUUAGGCAAGAGAAAUGGAAGUUUUUUUUGCCAAAAAGAAGUAAAUGAGAGGUGGUAACUUAUCCCUGAUGCAGGACCUCGAUGAUCAAAACCUUCAAGUUCUAGGAAACAGCACUUCCAACCUAACAAAUAAACAAACAUGAGAAGGAGUGGCCGUGGGGUACCGAUAUCACGCAGAGGCAGGUUUUAAAGGAAGCCUGAAACUGGCUCAGAACUUUAGGCCUGUAUGAUGCCUGAAGACCGAAAUACUGGGGGGCGCCCCUCAGGUGCCUUGGCGUCAACUCCUUUCAUUCCUAAAACUACAUACAGAAGAAUCAAACGGUGCUUUAGUUUUCGAAAAGGCAUUUUUGGACAGAAACUGGAAGAUACUGUCCGUUAUGAGAAAAGAUAUGGGAACCGCCUGGCUCCCAUGUUGGUGGAGCAGUGUGUGGACUUUAUCCGACAAAGGGGGCUGAAGGAAGAGGGCCUCUUCCGACUGCCAGGCCAGGCUAACCUUGUCAAGGAGUUGCAGGAUGCCUUCGACUGUGGAGAGAAGCCGUCAUUUGACAGCAACACGGAUGUACACACAGUGGCAUCGCUUCUUAAACUGUAUCUCCGAGAGCUCCCAGAACCGGUCAUUCCUUAUGCAAAGUACGAAGACUUUUUGUCAUGUGCCAAACUGCUCAGCAAGGAGGAGGAAGCUGGUGUUAAAGAAUUAGCAAAGCAGGUGAGGAGUUUGCCGGUGGUCAAUUACAACCUCCUCAAGUAUAUCUGCAGGUUCUUGGAUGAAGUACAGUCCUAUUCGGGAAUUAACAAAAUGAGUGUGCAGAACUUGGCCACUGUCUUUGGCCCUAAUAUCCUGCGCCCCAAAGUGGAAGAUCCUUUGACCAUUAUGGAGGGCACUGUGGUGGUCCAACAGUUGAUGUCAAUGAUGAUUAGCAAGCAUGAUCACCUCUUCCCCAAAGAUGCAGAACUGCAGAGCAAGCCCCAGGAUGGAGUGAGCAACAACAACAAUGAUGUUCAGAAGAAAAUCACCGUGGGUCAGCUACAGAACAAGGAGAACAACAAUACCAAGGACAGUCCUGUAAGGCGGUGCUCUUGGGACAAGUCCGAGUCUCCCCAGAGAAGCAGCGGGGAUAAUGGAUCCCCCACAGCCCUAUCAGGCAGCAAAACCAACAGCCCGAGGAACAGCGUUCACAAGCUGGACGUCUCCAGGAGCCCCCCUCUCAUGGUCAAAAAGAAUCCCGCCUUCAAUAAGGGCAGUGGGAUAGUCACCAAUGGGUCCUUCAGCAGCAGCAACGCAGAAGGACUUGAGAAAACCCAAACCACUCCCAAUGGGAGCUUACAGGCCAGAAGGACCGCUUCACUGAAGGGGUCUGGUACCAAAAUGGGCACCCACAGUGUACAGAACGGAACUGUGCGGAUGAGCAUUUUGAACACCGAUACCCUCGGGAACCCUGGGAACGGGCGCAGCAUGAGCUGGCUGCCCAAUGGCUACGUGACCCUGAGGGAUAACAAGCAGAAGGAGCACGCGGGAGAGGCGGGCCAGCAUAACAGGCUGUCUACCUAUGAUAACGUCCACCAGCAGUUCUCCCUGCUGAGCCUCGACGACAAACAGAGCGUCGACAGCGCCACCUGGUCCACUUCCUCCUGCGAAAUCUCCCUUCCGGAGAACUCCAACUCCUGUCGCUCGUCCACCACCACGUGCCCGGAACAAGACUUUUACGGUGGGAACUUUGAGGACCCUGUUUUGGAUGGGCCCCCGCAGGACGACCUUUCCCACCCCGGGGACUAUGAAAACAAAAGUGACCGCAGGAGUAUGGGCGGUCGAAGUAGCCGUGCCACCAGCAGCAGCGACAACAGCGAGACGUUUGUCGGCAACACCACCAGCAACCACAGUGCACUGCAUAGCUUAGUGUCCAGCCUGAAACAGGAAAUGACCAAGCAGAAGAUAGAGUAUGAGUCCAGGAUAAAGAGCUUAGAGCAGCGGAACUUGACUUUGGAGACAGAAAUGAUGAGCCUCCAUGAUGAACUGGAUCAGGAAAGGAAGAAGUUCACGAUGAUAGAAAUCAAAAUGCGAAAUGCCGAGAGAGCAAAGGAAGAUGCGGAGAAAAGAAAUGACAUGCUUCAGAAGGAAAUGGAGCAGUUCUUUUCCACAUUUGGGGAGUUGACAGUGGAACCCAGGAGAACCGAGAGAGGAAACACAAUAUGGAUCCAGUGAGCCUGAGGUCCCGCUGUCUCCGAUGGCUCUGGGAAGGAUUCUGGGGUUCUGGUGGGAAUAUUCAGCGGGCUCAGGUGGCUGGUCACCUGGCUGUACAGUGCUCUAAGGGGGGAAGGCAUGUCAUUUACCCAUAUGACCCAUUCAUAUCUGCAAUGUGUACCAAAGUUGUGUCAUGCCCCAUAUGCUACUGUCAAGUGUUACAACUGGAUAUGUGUAUAUAGAGUAGUUUUUAAAAAGUAAACUAAAAAUGAGAAGCAUAGCUCAAGAAUUAUUUUAUUGCAAGUCUUGUAUUUAAAAUGUUAAAUCAAUAUGUUGUUGCAAUUUAGCUUGCUUUCAAGCUUCACCCCUUGCACUUAACAUAAGCUAUUUUUGGCAUUGUGUUAUCAUCAGCUUAUUUUAUAGAUCAAUAUUUUUUUUAUUUCCCCUUUUGCUGAGGAAAUGAAGAUAAGCAGAUAUAUAAAUAUAUAUAUAAAUAUAUAUAUAUAUAUAUAUAUAAGAUGAGCUAUUAAAAUCAAAAGAAUACUUUGUGGCUGUGCUGUUUGUGCCAGUAGACAUUGCCAUGACCAAAAAGAGACAUGUAAAUGAUUUUUAUAAAAUACAGGAGAAUCACCAGGAAACUUUGAGAUGCUCUUUAAAUUCAGCCCUUGACAUUGCUCAGUUUUCUUCAUGAGAUGAUUUGCCACAGGACAUUUUGGACUGUGUAAAAAAGUCUCCUUCGCAGUCUGCCUUGCCAGUUCCAAGAUGCACUGUCUCCUAUGCAGGAUGCACCUUAGAAGGAAAAAAUGGUUUUUUCUUUCUUUUUCUUUUUUUUUUUUUUGAAAAAAAAGCAUUUAAGCAGUCAUGCCUUGAAUUGCUCUUUCCCCUGGAUGGUUAUGAGAGAAAUUCUUCCUGCCAUUGGGAAGUUGAGAGACAGUACUUGCUAAACGACGCCCACGUGAACGUCUGUCCUCCACACAACCCUCCCCCACCCCAACACCUGCCCUCUGGAGCCCGCGGUGGGCUAGCAUCACCGUGUCUCUCUUGGGUAGGCUGCCUCCGGGUGUGCCAUGAAUUCUUCUUUCACUCAGGCCGACUGUCCUUUUGUCAUCUAGGGUUCUUUCUGAACGACAGCAUGCAGAGGCAGUUUGCAGCCAGAGGGAGGAGAUGGAGAGGAAGGGAACUGGAAGGAGAGGGGGACAAGUUUGGAAGAAACAAGCUAUUUUACUUCCAGUUUUUACAAUACUGUUCUUCCUUGUUGGAAACAUAUUUAUUCAUGAUAAUUUUAAAAUGUGAAUCUUAUGAAGUCCAAUUUAGAGAAGUUUGUGAACAUCAGUAAUGAUAACUUUCCAGCGAAGCCCAGGGCUCUCUGGAGCUAGACUUUGGGGAGACCAAUCCUUCACAGUUCAAUAAGGCAAUGAUUUUGAGAAGCAAAGCAAAUAAAUCUUUCUCAUGCUCGAACAAAAAUUUACAAAAGGCAUCAUGAAAAAUAAAUACUACUCGAGUUUAUGGGAUUUGCAUUGUCUGAAGGGUCUAUGUUCGUGUGUAUUUAUUUAUUUUCAAGGGCAGAAUUCAUUCUUGUCUCUGCUGCUUUUAUUUCUACCCUUUCACUGAGCGAGCUGAUGUGGUCCUUUGGUAUCAACCACUGUCUACCUAGCAAUACCUUCUUUAGCUUUAGUUUCCUUCUCUCUUUCCAAUUCUUUAACCACUCCUACCUGGAUAUCCUAUAGGAAAUUGAAACUCAAAAUGUGCAAAAAUGACCUCAAUAAAUCUCUCUCCCUUUUCAUCUUUUCCCAGGCCCUAUCUUAGUUAAGAAAAACCUCAGACUCAACCAGGAAGCUGUGUGACACGAUAGUGAAAAUCAAAGGCAAUGCAGUCAAACUGCCUGUUCAGAUCUACAGUUUGCCGGCUGUUACUGCAUCUUCCAUACAUCACUUUCUUCCAUCUGUAGAAUGGGAAUAAUAAAAAUACUGCUCUCA
Camelus dromedarius (Arabian camel) is the source of this 4762-nucleotide messenger RNA. It is a transcript of the gene ARHGAP24, whose product is annotated as Rho GTPase activating protein 24. Bases 834 to 2807 code for a protein of 657 amino acids. The transcript is spliced from 7 exons. Lineage: Eukaryota; Metazoa; Chordata; Mammalia; Artiodactyla; Camelidae. The record is from RefSeq and is a predicted model, not a curated record. Gene Ontology annotation, biological process: activation of GTPase activity; signal transduction; negative regulation of Rac protein signal transduction. Gene Ontology annotation, cellular component: focal adhesion. Gene Ontology annotation, molecular function: GTPase activator activity.